Beta vulgaris subsp. vulgaris (sugar beet) is the source of this 1553-nucleotide messenger RNA. RefSeq names its product 2-oxoglutarate-Fe(II) type oxidoreductase hxnY. The transcript has 11 exons. The record is from RefSeq and is a predicted model, not a curated record. Lineage: Eukaryota; Viridiplantae; Streptophyta; Magnoliopsida; Caryophyllales; Amaranthaceae. Bases 198 to 1253 code for a protein of 351 amino acids.
CAGAUUCCUCCCUUGCCUAUUCCCUGCCCACUCGUUGCUACACUUUUCUCUCUCUCUCUCAUCAUCUCGUUCGUCUCUUCAUAUCGAAGAGAAAUUCCUAUUUUAUUCCUAACAUUUAGGUACUUAAGAUUUCUCCAUAAAUAUAGAAUAGUAGGAAAGUUAUAAUAAUUUAUAAAGCAAACAAAUUUUCCAUUAUCAUGGAAAAUAACAAAAGUAAUUCUGCUGAAACUCAUGUUUCAUUCACAAACAUCACUAAUCUUAACUACAUCGAUCUUUCCAGUUCAGAUAUUCACAAUUCUGUCUCUCUCCUCAAACAGGCAUGUUUAGAUUGUGGGUUUUUCUAUGUAAUAAACCAUGGGAUAAGCCAGGAAUUCAUGGAUGAAGUUUUUGCACAAAGCAAAAAGCUUUUUGAUUUGCCAAUGGAUGAGAAGAUGAAGCUUUUAAGAAAUGAAAAGCAUCGUGGAUAUACACCUAUUCUUGAUGAGCUUCUAGAUCCUGAAAAUCAAGUUGAAGCUGUAGGAGAUUACAAGGAGGGUUAUUAUAUUGGUGUUGAACCUAUGGAUGAUCCUGAUGCUGAGAAACCGUUUUAUGGACCGAAUGUUUGGCCAGCUUCAGAUCUCCUGCCUGGUUGGAGGCAAACUAUGGAGAAAUAUCAUGACCAAGCACUGGAGGUGGCAAGGGGUGUUGCAAGGAUUAUAGCUCUUGCACUUGACCUAGAAGCUGAUUUCUUUGAUAAGCCAGAAAUGCUGGGGAACCCUAUCGCAACCUUACGACUGUUGCACUAUGAAGGUCAAGUUUCUGAUCCAUCAAAAGGAAUAUAUGGAGCUGGUGCACAUUCCGACUAUGGUCUGAUUACACUCUUGGCUACAGAUGAUGUAGUUGGUCUGCAAAUAUGCAAGGAUAAGGAUGCCAAACCACAGAUAUGGGAAGAUGUACCACCUGUAAAAGGGGCAUUUAUUGUGAAUCUUGGUGACAUGUUGGAGCGCUGGAGCAAUUGUGUUUUCAAAUCCACCUUGCACAGGGUUAUAGGGAACGGUCAACAUCGAUACUCUAUUGCAUAUUUUGUGGAGCCAAGCCAUGAAUGUCUUGUUGAGUGCUUGCCAACCUGCAAAUCAGAAUCUAACCCUCCCAAGUUUCCUCCAGUCCGAUGUGAUGCGUAUCUGAGCCAGCGCUACAAGGAUACACAUGCUGAUCUGAGCACGUACGAGAAAUCGGAACAUUUAGGCCAUUCGAAUAAUACAGGACAAACAUAAUAGAUAAAUGGAGCAUCAGAGCCUCUUGUCAUAUGGAUCUAUGCACAUUCUAGCAAAGAUAGAAGAUGGUAGGUUCAUCAAUGGAAAGUCUCAAGUACAUAGAUCGUGAUAUGAAGUAUUCUUAUUGUAGUUUCUUUCAAUAAUAAUCAUUUAUUGUACCGCCUUAAUGAUAUCUCUGAUCCAUUUGAGUGUAAUGGUACAGAACAUAUCGGUUUAUACUUUAUAGUACUUGAUAUCAAAAGCUUUAGUUUGUUUUUAUUAGAUAUAUUUAGUGAUAUGAAAUAAAUGCAACAAUGCUUG